AUGAAGGCCGUAAAUGCUUAUAGCAAUCAAGAAUGGCUAAAUUGUGUUAAUUUAUUCCAAGAAUCUUUACAACAAUUUUGGGAAGCUUUGGAAGAUUGUAGAUCAGAAUGUGAAUAUUUAAACAACAUCAAGGAAAUUAAUGGUGGAGAUGAGCAGAAUGAGUGGAGUGUUUUUAUUACUAAAACUUAUCUCUCUGUUUUGCAAUGCAAACAAAGCUGUGUUUCUCAACUAAGUUUUCUCAAUGGUCGUUUUACAAAACAUUUGUUGCUUUCACAUUAUGAACAUUUACAUCUUUGCCAAUUUAAUUUAAAAAAUGGAAGGGAAGCUUGUCAAUCUGUGGAAAAUGCUUUAUUACUUCAACCUAAAAAUAUUGUUAUGAGAAGAAAUAAAUUAUUUUAUUUAAAUUAUUUUAAUGGAAAUGUUGGAAAUGAUGUUUCUUUGUUUCAACCUAGCAAGGAAAUUAAAAAUUUUGUAAGACGAGAGGAAAUGGAACGUCAAUUUUUACAAUUUUUAGAAAAGGAAAUGAAUGAAGAAUAUUUACUUUCUUCUUCACCUAUUGGAAAAAUACAAUUUCCACUCAAUUCUGAUGAUAAUUUAAUUGAUCAAUUUAAUUAUUCCAAAAUAUUAGAAAAUCAACUUAUUUCACAAUCAGAAUGUUUAUUUUUACGUUCUGCAGCAGAUUUCUUCCCUCAUCAUUUCCCUCAUUUUCAACGACUUUUAAUUGAUGAAUUUUUGCUUAGAAUUACUAAACUUUAUGAAAUUGAAGAAAAACCAAUUUUUGAGGGAAUUUAUUGUGUUCCUAAAGGCUUAUUUGGAAAAAGCAAUUGUGAACGUCCAACAAUUUCUCUAUCAAUAAAUAAUUUUAAUUGUGGUCAAAUGGGAGGAGGAGAAUUUACUGGAUGUGUAAUUGUAUUUUGUGAAGUGUAA
Molecule: messenger RNA, 927 nt
Organism: Meloidogyne enterolobii
Lineage: Eukaryota; Metazoa; Nematoda; Chromadorea; Rhabditida; Meloidogynidae
Source: the annotation of a GenBank genome assembly